AUGCAGCUGUACUUACAGAGCGAUUCUAGGAGCAGUGUCUCGCUAUUUGACCUCACGUCUGGAGCCUCUCUCGCACCUUCCGCCACACCUGACAGUGCGACUCGCUCAAAGUGGCUUACCCAUGAUGCUGCUGCUUGCCUAGCCGUUCGCAACCACCUGCCGUUAGCCGAGCGCGCUCACUUCGGCAGGCACAAGACUGCUAGAGCCCUGUAUGACGUUGUAGUCGCUCGUUACUCCUCUCCGGCCACUGCUGCUCUAGGCCACCUUAUACCGCCCUACCUGUUCCCCGAGCUGUCCGCCUUUGCCACAGUCGCCGACAUUGUCACUCACCUUCGCACUAGUGACACUCGCUACCGUGCCGCGCUUCCCGCCGAGUUUCUAGCCAAGAACCCUCCUCCCAUGUACAUCACGCUCUACUUCAUCGUCACCCGCCUCCCUGACUCUCUUAGCGCAGUCAAGGACCUCCUUCUCGCCCUUGACCCCUCACACCUCACUGUAGACCUGCUUGCGAAGCACCUCCUUGCAGCUGAGACCAGCAUAGUCGCUGUAGGCCCUUCUCGUGGCACUCCUCGCACUCCCUUCUUUGAGGGGAGGUCGGGGCUGCGUCUGCUCCUAGUGGGAGGCGCCGCAGCGGCAGGGGCAAGGGAGGCCAGGGUGGUGGGGGUGGCAGCAGUGGAGGUGGUGGUGGGGGGCGGUGGAGGCGGUGGAGGUGGCAGUGGUGGCAGUGGGAGUGGUGGUGGGAAUGGAGGCGUUGGUGGCGGCGGUGGUGGCAGCAGUGGGGGUGGUGGUGGUGGCAAUGGUGGCGGCAGUGGGAGUGGUAGCGGGAGCAGUGGUGGCGGUUGA
Closterium sp. NIES-65 is the source of this 843-nucleotide messenger RNA. NCBI's taxonomy places the organism in Eukaryota, Viridiplantae, Streptophyta, Zygnematophyceae, Desmidiales, Closteriaceae. The record is from the annotation of a GenBank genome assembly.